Polyodon spathula (Mississippi paddlefish) is the source of this 4272-nucleotide messenger RNA. RefSeq names its product glycerol-3-phosphate acyltransferase 4-like. NCBI's taxonomy places the organism in Eukaryota, Metazoa, Chordata, Actinopteri, Acipenseriformes, Polyodontidae. Gene Ontology annotation, biological process: triglyceride biosynthetic process. The coding region runs from base 1114 to 2409 and encodes 431 amino acids. Gene Ontology annotation, cellular component: endoplasmic reticulum. The transcript has 12 exons. The record is from RefSeq and is a predicted model, not a curated record. Gene Ontology annotation, molecular function: glycerol-3-phosphate O-acyltransferase activity.
CAAUUGCAAUCUGUAUAAAACUGUGACAGCCCAAGCGAGAGGAGAGGGCAAACUCGCCCUGCUAGUAAAAAUAAACAGACUGGUAUUAAAAAUGUAUUGUGAAAAGGAUGGAGUAACCGAGUCAUCACCGGGGGUGGAAAUUCAAAUAUUUCUGAAGAUAAAUGUCUUUUGCAUGCCAGGAUGUUUAAUUUCUUGUCUUGAGGUAGUGAUGUAUAUUUUUUCACCUAUGCAUAUAUUUUUUUUGUAACCGAUUAAUAAUACGGACUAGAGAACAGUUUUGCAGUACCGCUCGGAACUGCACGGACAUGGUACACGUUACACCGGCCGUGCUGUUCCAGUUCACAACAGCCCGAGGAGAGAGGAAGGGGACUCGACAGCUGCGCUUUUUGUUUUAUUAUCCUGUACCUGGAGUGCAGACCAGCAAGGAUCCGCAGAAGGGAAACUUCUUCUUCGCUAAUUGAAAGAAGCCUGCAUUUCUAUUUUUUUUUUUUUCUGGAUUUACGUGCUCAGAAGUCUCGGAUCCAAACCCUUUUCCAGCCUGUGUGCGUAACUUCCCAUGCGUUUGGUACUGCAGGUCUUGUAAUCGGUGCUUUUGAGGUUAAUUCUAGGUCACGCUUCUUGGAGAUCCACGUUAGACCGACUGAGCAGGAUUUGUAAUUAGUGUCAGUUCUGUUACAGUUCCACAAGGACGUGUUUUUUUCAUCAGCAAGAGCUACUAUCAAGAUAAUAAUGUACCGUGCCUGUAGAUUUUGUCUUUCCUAGCGGGGUGGGUACACGGAUUUUGUCGUUUAUAAAGAAAUGUUACCGUUGAAUUUCGCGUUCUGCUCGCUGCCACUUCUUGCGCAUAUUGGGAGGAACUGACGGCACCGCAUUGCUUCUAGAUGGAUUUGCUACGCUGGAAUAAGAAAGACUUGUAAAAAAAAUAAAUACAGCUUCUUGAUGAAGCCUAUAUUUACUCACCGGUUGCGAAAAUUAAGACUGUAGUAUUUAGAGGGGAGGGAUACACUGAUCGGACCCUUGGCCGCUGCUUUGGAAGGUCCCCGACUGCUUCCUUGCCUCAGAGACUCUGAAUUGUGGUUUAUUUUUUUGUUUUAUUUUUCUGAAGGCGUGAAGAUGGCUUUUUUCUUCAUCCCGUUCGACAGUCUGAUCUGCGUCCUCCUGGGGAUAUCUUUCACGGUUUGGUUUACUCUGCUUCUGGUUUUUAUAAUCGUCCCUGCCAUCUUCGGGGUCUCCUUGGGCAUCCGCAAAUUGUACAUGAAAACGCUGCUUAAAAUAUUCAAGUGGGCGACUCUCCGGAUAGAGCGCGGAGCCAAAGAAAAGAACCACCUUCUUUAUAAACCCUAUACCAACGGCAUUAUUGCCAAGGAGCCCAUGUCCCUGGAGGAGGAGAUCAAGGAGAUCCGGCGCAGUGGCAGCAGCAAGGACUUGAGCAGCCCCGAGUUCGAGAUGAGCGACAUCUUCUACUUCUGCCGCAAGGGAGUGGAGAGCAUCAUGGACGACGAGGUGACCAAGCGCUUCUCCCCGGAGGAGCUCGAGUCCUGGAACCUUCUCACGCGCAGCAACUACAACUUCCAGCACAUCAGCCUGAGGCUCACCGUGCUGUGGGGGCUUGGGCUGCUCAUCCGGUACUGCUUCCUGCUGCCGCUCAGAUUCAAAAACUUCCUGAGUGAAAAAGUCCACCUGAUGUGCUACCGGAUCUGUGUGCGAGCCCUGACUGCUAUCAUCACCUACCAUGACAGCGAGAACAAGCCUAAAAACGGAGGGAUUUGCGUUGCAAACCACACCUCCCCCAUCGAUGUGAUCAUACUGGCCAGCGACGGCUGCUACGCCAUGGUGGGGCAGGUCCACGGUGGUUUAAUGGGAAUCAUUCAGAGAUCCAUGGUGAAGGCGUGCCCACACAUCUGGUUCGAGCGCUCCGAGGUUAAAGAUCGCAGCCUUGUGGCCAAAAGGUUAAGUGACCACGUGGAGGACAAAACGAAACUGCCCAUCCUGAUAUUCCCAGAAGGGACUUGUAUCAACAACACCUCUGUGAUGAUGUUCAAGAAAGGGAGCUUCGAGAUCGGAACGACAAUGUAUCCGGUAGCCAUUAAGUAUGAUCCUCGGUUUGGAGACGCUUUCUGGAACAGCAGCAAGUAUGGUAUGGUCAGCUACCUCCUGAGAAUGAUGAGCAGCUGGGCCAUAGUCUGCAGCGUGUGGUACCUGCCCCCCGUCACCAGAGAGGAAGGAGAGGAUGCAGUACAGUUUGCAAACAGAGUCAAGUCUGCAAUCGCCAGGCAAGGCGGUCUGGUGGACUUGCUGUGGGAUGGCGGACUGAAAAGGGAAAAAGUGAAAGACACUUUCAAGGAGGAGCAGCAGAAGCUGUACAGUAAGAUGCUGGUCGGGAAUCCUGAAGACCGCAGCCGAUCUUGAGAACUCCGGGCGGGAGAGGGGGCGGAACUCUGGGAACGCCAGAUUUGGGAACGCUGGCUUUCUUUAAAAGCUGAAGGCAGACAAAACAAUGAGCCUGAGCUCUGAGACACUCCUUUUCGACUUGUCUUCUUGACUUAACUAAAAACUGAAAAUAUAUAUAUGUAUAUAUCUAAUAAAUACCAACACACAAAAAAAUGACUUUGGAAACUUGGAAAGAAACUUGUACCGUAAGAAAAGGGGACUGACAUUGAUUCCUGUAGUAUUGUGUGUGUGUGUGUGUGUGUGUGUGUGUGUGUGUGUGUGUUUUUUUUUUUUUUUUUGAGAGAAGUUACUCCCCCCCCCCCCCCCUUUAAUUAUGUCUUCACAAAAGAGGAUGGAAAUGUGAAUUAUUUUAAGGAGUAGGGCACGAACAGUUCAUGCGACAGCCGCAGUGUUAUUUGCCUCUGCAUGAUCCUGACUAGCUCACUGUUACAGAACCACUGCUGUUCUCCGGAUAGCACAGCACCUUUUUUUUUUUUUUUUUUUUUUCUCUAAUAUCUACAUUUGUUUUCAAUCGCACGUUGUUUUAACUGUUGUCCGCACAGAUGUUAAAUAAGGGGGAACAGUUGGGAGCAAAUCAAGUCCCAGUGUCAAGUGGAAGUCUGUUACACGCAUUCACAGUGUGUUUGAGGGAGUGGAUUCAGUCAGACUAAUGUAGCACUGUUUUGUGGUGCAGUUUUAUCAAACCUGUUGUGAACACCAGUCCUUUGAUCCCCAAAAAACACUAAUGUUUGUGUUCCUCUUUGAUAGUGCCAUUUUUUUUUUAAGCAUGAUUCACAACAAAAACAGUUCACUGUAGUGAAAAGUCUGUUUAUUUCAUGUAUUUCAAUUUGAAGGAGCAGUAAAAUUAUUCUAAAACGUUAGACUAAAUUAUUCUUUUUUUAAAAUAUAAAUGUUCUCUUGCACCAUUUGCCACACCUAAUAGAUUAUUGGUAUUUAAAAUAUUUCUAGUUUUAAUGCUUCAUUGCGCUAAACUUGCCCUCCCUCGAGACAAAUGGUGCUCCUCUUAUUGAGGAGCAAGAUUGUUUUUCUAGUCCAUGUCUUUGUUCCAACCACAGACCUCCAGCUGUUAAACCUCCUUCUAAAAUCCUUCAAGGUCUAAUUUAAUCUGUACAAAAACCUGGAGUGGAUUUAGCCCUCCAGGAUGAACAGUGGUGUUUUGAAGCCACUGUUGGAGGGUCGAGUUAAAACCGCAGAAUUACAGGGAGCAAACCCCCCUUAUUGUCUUUAAAAACGAUUUUAGGUUGGAAGCCAUUGGGGGUAGAUUUUAAUGAUCUAGGCAGAUCGUAACACCUCCCCUCUUUCAAUAUUGAUCUUGGUGGUGAGAUUUCCCGUUAGGGCUGAUUUUAAUUGCCCCACAAUGCUUACAAUACAAACACAGGGUAAUUUCUGUGAAAAGUCUGCUCUUUUGAAAUGUUAAGGUAGUGGUAUUUAGAUCAUGGUUUUAGAUUAUUAAAAUAAACCUGGUAAAUGUACUAAUGGUUGUUGUUUUUGUUUUUUUUUUCCAGUGCUGAAUCUCAUCCACUUCGUAGUUCAGUGGGCUGUGGUUCAUAUACCUGUUUUGAAAAUCUCUAUCCGCCCAGGCGUGAUGAGCACAGAGACAGAUACCCGAGACUCUUACUGCACAGGCGAGGUAGCAAGAGGCAGGCUAGAAGUUCAGGGUUUCUGUAAAUCCUCCCCCAGCAUGUUACAAAAUUUUGUUCAGCGAUUCUUCCUGUUUAUCUCAAGUGCCUGUGUUUCCCAACUAAUACCUCCUUGUUGCAUUUUUUUCUGAAUUAUUAUUCUUGUUAUUAUUAUUAUUAUUAAAUCAUGUAGUUUGUGUUA